Urocitellus parryii (Arctic ground squirrel) is the source of this 3259-nucleotide messenger RNA. Lineage: Eukaryota; Metazoa; Chordata; Mammalia; Rodentia; Sciuridae. The record is from RefSeq and is a predicted model, not a curated record.
GUGUUGCUUGAUACGACAACUGUGCUGGGAGAACUAGGAUGGAAGACGUAUCCAUUAAAUGGGUGGGAUGCCAUCACUGAAAUGGAUGAACACAAUAGGCCUAUUCAUACUUACCAGGUAUGCAAUGUAAUGGAGCCAAACCAAAACAACUGGCUUCGUACAAACUGGAUCUCACGUGAUGCAGCUCAGAAAAUUUAUGUGGAAAUGAAGUUCACACUAAGGGAUUGUAACAGCAUCCCUUGGGUCUUGGGGACUUGCAAAGAAACCUUUAAUCUGUAUUAUAUGGAAUCAGAUGAGUCCCAUGCAAUUAAAUUCAAGCCAAGCCAGUAUAUAAAGAUUGACACAAUUGCUGCUGAUGAGAGUUUUACCCAAAUGGAUUUAGGUGAUCGCAUCCUCAAACUCAACACCGAAAUUCGUGAAGUGGGGCCUAUAGAAAGAAAAGGAUUUUAUCUGGCAUUUCAAGACAUUGGGGCAUGCAUUGCCCUGGUCUCCGUUCGUGUUUUCUACAAAAAGUGUCCCUUCACUGUUCGAAACUUGGCCAUGUUUCCUGAUACCAUCCCAAGAGUUGACUCUUCCUCUUUGGUUGAAGUACGGGGCUCUUGUGUGAAGAGUGCUGAAGAGCGUGAUACUCCUAAACUAUAUUGUGGAGCAGAUGGAGAUUGGUUGGUUCCUCUUGGAAGGUGUAUCUGCAGUACAGGAUAUGAAGAAAUUGAGGGUUCUUGCCAUGCUUGCAGACCAGGAUUCUAUAAAGCCUUUGCUGGUAACACAAAGUGUUCUAAAUGCCCUCCGCAUAGUUUAACCUACAUGGAAGCAACAUCUGUUUGUCAGUGUGAAAAGGGUUACUUCCGAGCUGUGAAAGAUCCACCUUCUAUGGCAUGUACCAGGCCACCUUCAGCUCCUAGGAAUGUGGUUUUUAACAUCAAUGAAACAGCCCUUAUUUUGGAAUGGAGCCCACCAAGUGAUACAGGAGGGAGGAAAGAUCUCACAUACAGUGUAAUCUGUAAGAAAUGUGGCUUAGACCCCAGCCAGUGUGAGGACUGUGGUGGAGGACUCCGCUUCAUCCCAAGACACACUGGCCUGAUCAACAAUUCCGUGGUAGUACUUGACUUUGUGUCUCACGUGAAUUACACCUUUGAAAUAGAAGCCAUGAAUGGAGUUUCCGAGUUGAGUUUUUCUCCCAAACCGUUCACAGCUAUUACAGUGACUACGGAUCAAGAUGCACCUUCUCUAAUAGGUAUGGUAAGGAAGGACUGGGCAUCCCAAAAUAGCAUUGCUCUAUCAUGGCAAGCACCUGCUUUCUCCAAUGGAGCCAUUCUGGACUACGAGAUCAAGUACUAUGAGAAAGAGCAUGAGCAGCUCACCUAUUCCUCCACGAGGUCCAAGGCCCCCAGUGUCAUCAUCACAGGUCUCAAGCCAGCCACCAAGUACAUAUUUCAUAUCCGAGUGAGGACUGCAACAGGAUACAGUGGCUACAGUCAGAAGUUCGAAUUUGAAACAGGAGAUGAAACUUCUGACAUGGCAGCAGAACAAGGGCAAAUUCUGGUGAUCGCUACUGCCGCCGUUGGGGGAUUCACCCUUCUGGUCAUCCUUACUUUGUUCUUCUUAAUCACUGGCAGGUGUCAGUGGUACAUAAAGGCUAAGAUGAAGUCAGAAGAGAAGAGAAGAAACCAGUUGCAGAAUGGGCAUUUGCGUUUCCCAGGAGUUAAAACUUACAUUGAUCCAGAUACCUAUGAAGACCCAUCCCUAGCAGUCCAUGAAUUUGCAAAAGAAAUAGAUCCUUCCAGAAUUCGCAUCGAAAGAGUUAUUGGGGCAGGUGAAUUUGGAGAAGUCUGUAGUGGGCGUUUGAAGACACCAGGGAAAAGAGAGAUCCCAGUUGCUAUUAAAACUUUGAAAGGUGGCCAUAUGGAUCGGCAAAGGAGAGAUUUUCUGAGAGAAGCCAGCAUCAUGGGUCAGUUUGACCACCCAAAUAUCAUUCGCCUAGAAGGUGUUGUCACAAAAAGAUCCUUCCCGGCCAUUGGGGUGGAGGCGUUUUGCCCCAGCUUCCUGAGGGCAGGAUUUUUAAAUAGCAUCCAGGCCCCGCAUCCAGUGCCAGGGGGAGGAUCUUUGCCCCCCAGGAUUCCUGCUGGCAGACCAGUAAUGAUUGUGGUGGAAUAUAUGGAGAAUGGAUCCCUAGAUUCCUUUUUGAGGAAACAUGAUGGCCACUUCACAGUCAUCCAGUUGGUCGGCAUGCUCCGAGGCAUUGCAUCAGGCAUGAAGUAUCUUUCUGAUAUGGGCUAUGUUCAUAGAGACCUGGCGGCUAGGAAUAUAUUGGUGAACAGCAACUUAGUAUGCAAAGUUUCUGAUUUUGGUCUCUCCCGAGUGCUAGAAGAUGAUCCAGAAGCUGCUUAUACAACAACUGGUGGGAAAAUCCCUAUAAGGUGGACGGCCCCAGAAGCUAUUGCCUAUAGAAAAUUCUCCUCUGCAAGUGAUGCAUGGAGCUACGGCAUCGUCAUGUGGGAGGUCAUGUCCUAUGGAGAGAGACCUUACUGGGAAAUGUCUAACCAAGAUGUCAUUCUGUCCAUUGAAGAAGGUUACAGACUUCCAGCUCCUAUGGGCUGCCCAGCAUCUCUACACCAACUGAUGCUCCAUUGCUGGCAGAAGGAGAGAAACCACAGACCAAAAUUUACUGACAUUGUCAGCUUCCUUGACAAACUGAUCCGCAAUCCCAGUGCCCUUCACACCCUAGUGGAAGACAUCCUUGUAAUGCCAGAGUCUCCUGGUGAAGUUUCUGAAUAUCCUUUGUUUGUCACUGUCGGUGACUGGCUGGAUUCUAUAAAGAUGGGGCAAUAUAAGAAUAACUUCAUGGCAGCAGGGUUUACAACAUUUGACCUGAUUUCAAGAAUGAGCAUUGAUGACAUUAGGAGAAUUGGAGUCAUACUCAUUGGACACCAGAGACGAAUAGUCAGCAGCAUACAGACUUUACGUUUACAUAUGAUGCACAUACAGGAGAAAGGAUUUCAUGUAUGAAAGUACUACAAGCACCUGUGUUUUGUGCCUCAGCAUUUCUAAAAGGAAAAUGUCCUCUCUACUACUCUCUCUUCUGAUUCUCCAAACAUUACUUCCUAAACCACGGUCUCCCGUUCAGACUAUGGCUGCACACCUUAUGUUUCUGCUUCCAACCUGGAUUUUAAAUUCAUGCUACAUAGGUCCUCUCUGAAUAGCCUGCAAAUAAAAUCUUGGCCCACUUCAGAUUAUCAUUACACAAUGAUAAAUAACCCAG